AUGGAUGCACAUGCGCUUCUCUCCUCCCAAGGGUGGCGAGGAACCGGACACUCCCUACACAAAACCGACGACUCAAUCGGACUUGCGAAACCUCUGCUGCUGAAUCGCAAAGACAAUACUCGAGGACUGGGUCAAAAGCAACAUUUCACUAGCGACCAAUGGUGGAUGAACGCCUUUGAUGAGCAACUCAAGGGUAUCGAUACCUCCAAGGAGGGGAAAGUGGUUCAGACUGUCACAACUGGCAAGCUGAACGCCCUCGAAAAGAAUCUCGGCAAAUACUCCGUAUACACGACCUUCGUACGAGGCGGAUUUCUCGAAGGAACGAUAGAUAAGCUCACGAUCAACGACUCGAGCACCGAGUCAUCCGAAACCGAAUCCAGCGACCAACAAGAAGGCGACAAGUCUGACAAGGACAAGCCUCGGAAAGAGACCAAGGAGGAGAAGAAAGUCCGGAAAGAAGCAAAGAGGAAGCGGAAGGAAGCGCGGGCCGCGAGAAGGGCCGAGAAAGCAGCGCGUCGAGAGCUCAAGUCCAAGUCGAAAAAGUCAUUCAAAUCGUCCAAGUCAUCCAAGCCCUCAGCAGAAUCAAGCGACGCAGAUGAGGAGAAAAAACGGCGGCGCGCAAAGAAAGACGAGAAAAGGAGGCAAAGAGCUAAAGAGUCCGGGAAAUAG
Messenger RNA from Fusarium fujikuroi IMI 58289, 669 nucleotides. RefSeq lists its product as uncharacterized. NCBI's taxonomy places the organism in Eukaryota, Fungi, Ascomycota, Sordariomycetes, Hypocreales, Nectriaceae. The transcript has a single exon. Bases 1 to 669 code for a protein of 222 amino acids. The record is from RefSeq and is a predicted model, not a curated record.